Messenger RNA from Syngnathoides biaculeatus (alligator pipefish), 429 nucleotides. RefSeq names its product ribosomal protein L39 (gene rpl39). Lineage: Eukaryota; Metazoa; Chordata; Actinopteri; Syngnathiformes; Syngnathidae. The record is from RefSeq and is a predicted model, not a curated record. Gene Ontology annotation, molecular function: structural constituent of ribosome. Gene Ontology annotation, biological process: translation. Gene Ontology annotation, cellular component: cytosolic large ribosomal subunit; ribosome. The transcript has 3 exons. The coding region runs from base 131 to 286 and encodes 51 amino acids.
GGCCUGGUAGUGUCGCUGUCAAAAAAGAGGCACGGCUUGUUGGCUGGGUACCUUCUUGACUAAAAUCGUCGAGGUGACACAACGCUUCCUCUUCUAUCGCUGUCGUAAGGCUGAAAGGACUCUGGUUGAAAUGUCGUCCCACAAAACCUUCAGGAUCAAGCGCUUCUUGGCCAAAAAGCAGAAGCAAAACAGGCCUAUUCCUCAGUGGACCAGAAUGAAGACUGGCAAUAAGAUCAGGUACAACUCCAAGAGGAGACACUGGAGGAGGACAAAGCUGGGCCUGUAAACGUUAAACAGAAUCCAUACUCCUUUCCAUCAAAGACCUCCAGCUGCCAGCAGGGAGAUGCUCCAUGCUGGAUGGAGCCACAGCUGUUUUGUACACUCUGGUUCUACAUUUGUUUGAAAAUUAAAGAUCUGCAAUCAAACAUA